Ilex paraguariensis (yerba mate) is the source of this 285-nucleotide messenger RNA. The record is from the annotation of a GenBank genome assembly. NCBI's taxonomy places the organism in Eukaryota, Viridiplantae, Streptophyta, Magnoliopsida, Aquifoliales, Aquifoliaceae.
AUGGUAGACCCAAUCUAUUUUGCAUGUCCUGCCCAAUUCCAGCAUAUACUUCACGCGCUGGAGAAGAGCGUGACCUCAUGGCUAGAUCUGAGGGGAAAUAGAAUGGAUAAUGGGGAGAUUGAGGGUUCCGACGACAAUGAAAUCCCAACAACGCACGGGCGUGUUGGGCGCAAGUAUAGCCCAGUGGUGGCGCACGACAGCGAUCGGGCCGUGCUGGAGAUGUCCUCUUUGGAUCCUGAAUCUUCUUCUUCUUCAUUUCCCAAUCGCGGCAAUCCCUUGAAGUAA